This is a messenger RNA of Hemicordylus capensis (graceful crag lizard), 1268 nucleotides long. RefSeq lists its product as uncharacterized. Bases 68 to 709 code for a protein of 213 amino acids. The record is from RefSeq and is a predicted model, not a curated record. NCBI's taxonomy places the organism in Eukaryota, Metazoa, Chordata, Lepidosauria, Squamata, Cordylidae. The transcript has 3 exons.
GUGGCAGAGUCCGUGUUCUCCAGCGCCCUUUUUGCCCUGGCCAGAGGGAGGCCUCUGGAGCACGUGGAUGCCACUGAUCAGCUGUUCAGUGGUGUCCGGGAGCAGCAACGGCCGGCGGGCCCAUUCUGGGCUGCCCGCAACACCACCUCAGAGCCUGUGUUCGCCGGUGCCCUUUUUUCCCUGGCUGGAGGGAGGCCUCUGGAGCACGUUUCUCUGCCAAUCAGCUGUUUGGUGGCGUCUGGGAGCAGCAAAGGCUGCAGACCUAUUGUGGAGAAGGCGGGAAAGCAUGCCGAGCAGUGCCUCUGCUUCCGCUGUCCCCAGCUACCUCUCGCCGGCCACCAACAACAGAGAGACCGGCAUACCCACAACCCCCACUCGCCUAAGAACCUACACUCCACUUCCCAUUCACUCCAUGACACGUUAUGGAGUGUUAUGCACUGUUUCAUUACUUGUGGAAACUGGCAGGAAUGGAACCCUCGCUGAUAAUGAGUGGUUUCAUGUAGAUGUUAAACAACAUCAGAGACAAUAUGGAGCCCUGAUGGACACCAUCGGAAAGUUCAGAUUUGGAAGAACAACAGUCUCCAAGAGACACCAUCUGGAAUCUGCCCGUGAGGUAGGAGCAGUACCACUGCGAAGCGGUGCCUCCCACCCCCAAUCCCCUCAGAUGUUCCAGAAGGAUACUAUGACCAAUAGUAUCGAAAGCUCCUGAGAGAUCCAAAAGGACCAACAGAGUCACUCUCCAUAAUAAAUGAAAUUUAUUAUUCAUUUACGAUAUAUUGGACAGACUAAUGACAGACACCCACUUUUUAAAAGCAUGGUGCUCAUCCUUACCUGAUGGAGCAUUCUGAUAAAUUAGGAGGUUUGGAUGGUACAAAACCUUUGCCUGUCCAGAUGAAACACCAUUCACAGUGAGCUGAAAUACAGAUCUGAGCUACUCUUCUGAAACUUUCUGCUGUCUGCUUUUGUUAUCUCAGAAGUAUUUCUGGAGCUUAUGCUUUGGAAGCCAGCCAGCUCUGGGUAAAUAAAUAAGCCCCAGGAGAAAUGGUUCAUGUUGAUAUUGUGGUCAGGAAUGUUUGGCUGCUAAAUCUUUUUAAAGAUCUUUAAAAGUUUAGAUUUUGAUCUACUGAAGAUACAAAAGAAAAGGAAUAAGAGAUUAGAAAAAGGCAAGCAAUACAGUUAGUUUAAAUGAGGUAUUCUCUCUGUGACUAAUGUCAUUUGGUCUAAUUCAUUAAAAGACAUGGGAAGAGAUUUGUUGAUGGAGGACUAUU